This is a messenger RNA of Schistocerca piceifrons (Central American locust), 680 nucleotides long. RefSeq lists its product as uncharacterized. NCBI's taxonomy places the organism in Eukaryota, Metazoa, Arthropoda, Insecta, Orthoptera, Acrididae. The record is from RefSeq and is a predicted model, not a curated record. The coding region runs from base 71 to 418 and encodes 115 amino acids. The transcript is spliced from 5 exons.
AUGAGUUUUACAGCAAUACGAAUACCACCCUUGGAUGCAACGUUUGGCGAGGAACACUAUAAUGUGAAAAAUGAAGCGAUGUUCCGACGAAUCAAGGCGUUUUUCUCCCGGUGUGUGGGAGGGGAGAAAGACGAAGGUCUGCGACUGGACAAGACCUUGGUCGCUGCUCGAGGUUGCUUUGAGGAGCGUCAGUUUACACUUGACGCGUUCUUUCUCGAGCUACUGCAGAAACGGCUGCAGGAAGAAGAAGAAAUCCGUGUUGCUCCGGAGCGUCAGUUUACGCUUGACGCGUUUUUUGAGGAGCUACUGCAGAGACGUCUGCAGUGAGAAGAGGAAAGCUACACUGCUACGGUCACUCCAGUGGCCUCCCUGCCAACCCACGGAGGCUCAACACUCCGCACCAUGCAACUCUUCAUAACAACCAAGAGUUAUGCUGCCUGUUGGGGGCGCCGCCGUCAACUCGGCGCCUGGAGAAGAGUCACUCCAGUGGCCUCACAGCCAACCCACGGAGGCUCAACACUCCACACCAUGCAGCUCUUCAUAGCCACCAACAGUUAUGCUGCCUGCUGGCGGCGCCGCCGUCAACUCGGCGCGUGGAGAAGGCCGUCUGGGUGCUAAACUAUUCGACCACGAUACCGUGGCCAAUACCAGCUGAAUCCAAAGUUCCCGAUUCAAUAAAA